Messenger RNA from Sinocyclocheilus rhinocerous, 3929 nucleotides. RefSeq names its product multidrug resistance protein 1-like. Bases 78 to 3671 code for a protein of 1197 amino acids. Gene Ontology annotation, cellular component: mitochondrial inner membrane. The record is from RefSeq and is a predicted model, not a curated record. Lineage: Eukaryota; Metazoa; Chordata; Actinopteri; Cypriniformes; Cyprinidae. Gene Ontology annotation, molecular function: ATP binding; ATP hydrolysis activity; ABC-type oligopeptide transporter activity. The transcript is spliced from 27 exons. Gene Ontology annotation, biological process: oligopeptide export from mitochondrion.
GCUGUAUCUAGAUAUUGUCUGUCCGAUUGGAGCUUUUGUGAUCACCACAUGGGCAACACAAACACUGUGCUAUCACAAUGAAAGAAGAGCCGAGCGUUCCAUCGACAGACCCUCCUCCUUACUUGCAAGAGGUGAUCCCCGAGGGCUUUGUUAACCUAGCUUACACCCAGGAUGAGAAACCUCAGGAAGACAAACCAGAGGAGCCACCGAAGGAGUCCUCUGGGAAAUCAAAGGGCAACGGCAAAAAGGAAAAAAAGUCAAAAAAGAAGAAAGAGCCAGUGAAAACAGUUGGGUUUUUUCAGCUGUUUCGUUAUGCCACCUGCUCGGAGGUGCUGCUUAUGCUGAUUGGCCUGCUGUGUGCAGGUGCACAUGGCGUUGCCUUGCCUCUCAUGUGCGUGGUUUUCGGAGAAAUGACUGACAGCUUUGUGUUGAGUGGGCAUACCGCUAAUCUGACAGGGAGAGCGGGGCACAAAAUUCUUGCUACUCUGACCAGUAAGGAGCUUUCAGCAUAUGCUAAAGCAGGAGCAGUAGCUGAAGAGAUUCUAGUCGCUAUCAGGACUGUUGUGGCAUUUAAUGGACAGAAAAAAGCAGUGGAAAAGUAUGAGAAGAACUUGAUAGAAGCAAAGAAUUUUGGGGUAAAGAAAGCCAUUACCACUAAUGUGUCCAUGGGUUUGACACAGUUCAUUAUAUUUGGCACUUACGCGCUGGCGUUUUGGUAUGGGACAAAACUCUCUGUGGACGAGCCAGAGAAUUACUCAAUUGGAAAGGUCCUCACUGUUUUCUUCUCUGUGAUGAUUGGCUCAUUCUCUUUGGGUCAGGGAGCUCCAAACCUGGAGAGCAUCGCUAAGGCCCGGGGUGCUGCUUAUGAGGUCUACAAAACAAUUGACAUGCCUCGUCCCAUUGACAGCAGUUCAAAUGAAGGUCACAAACCAGAUCAUGUGAAAGGAGAUAUUGAAUUCAAGAACAUCCACUUCAGCUAUCCCUCCAGAAAAGAUGUGAAGAUUCUGCAGGGAAUGAGUCUGAAAAUCCCUCAUGGAAAGACCAUUGCAUUGGUUGGAGCCAGUGGCUGUGGGAAAAGCACAACAAUUCAGCUUCUGCAGCGCUUCUAUGACCCUGAUUCAGGAGAGGUGACUCUGGAUGGUCAUGAUAUCCGCUCUCUGAAUGUGUGCUGGCUGAGGGAGAACAUGGGUAUCGUGAGUCAGGAGCCUGUUCUUUUUGGAACCACCAUCGCUGAGAACAUACGCUACGGCCGUGAAGACGCCACUGAUGAAGACAUUGAACGAGCCAUUAAAGAGGCCAAUGCCUACGAUUUCAUUUCCAAACUACCAGAUAAGCUGAACACUAUGGUUGGAGAGAGAGGGGCUCAGCUGAGCGGAGGCCAAAAACAGAGGAUCGCUAUUGCUCGAGCUCUCGUCAAAAACCCCAAAAUCCUCCUGCUGGAUGAGGCCACAUCAGCCCUGGAUACACAGAGCGAGUCCAUCGUUCAGGCAGCUUUGGACAAGGCCAGAGCAGGACGUACUACCAUUGUGAUUGCACACCGCCUGUCAACUAUUCGUUCGGCAGAUAUAAUUGCUGGCUUCAGUGAAGGCAAAGUGGUGGAACAGGGAACUCACAGAGAACUCAUGGCCAAGAAAGGAGUGUAUUAUUCUCUCGUAAUGCAACAGACCUCUGGGAGACCAAAUGAUGAUGAUCUUGAUGCCAAUGAAGAUGAUACUCAGGAUGAUUCUGAGGGAGAAACCGGUGAGGAAUCUUCUGAAACAGAAACUCCUGAGGGAGGAAUGGAAAUGCAAAUGGAGAGCGGAACCUUUAGAAGAAGCUUAAGACGUGGCAGUGAGAGACGUUCCUCCAGAAAGAAGUCCUCAAAGAAGAAGAGCAAGAAAUCCAAACAAGACAAAAAGGAAAAAGAAAAAGCUCCAGAAAUACCUUUCACUAAAAUUCUGGCUCUGAACAAGCCAGAAUGGCCGUACCUGCUGGUGGGCACGCUGGCCAGCCUUGUGGGUGGAGCUGUUUAUCCCUGUGUGGCCAUUCUGUUUGCCAAAAUCAUUGGAGUGUUUGCAGAGGUUGACCCUGAUGUAAAGCGACAGAAGACCAUGAUGUUCUCACUUUUCUUUCUACUAACGGGAGCAGUGGCCUUUGUCACAUAUUUCUUCCAGGGCUUCAUGUUUGGUAAAUCUGGGGAGCUGCUAACCAUGAGGUUGAGACGUCAGACUUUCAAUGCCAUGAUCAGACAGGAGAUUGCUUGGUUUGAUGACAACAACAAUGCAGUGGGAGUCCUGACCACUAAAUUAGCCACAGAUGCGUCUCUGGUUAAAGGGGCAGCAGGAUCCAGAUUAGGUCUAGCCACAAACACUAUCUGUGCACUUGGCAUCGCUGUCAUUGUGGCCUUCAUCCAUAGCUGGCAGCUCACCUUGCUUAUCCUUGCCUGUGUCCCCUUCCUCACGGGGGCUAAUUUCAUCCAGAUGAGAGCCAUGUCAGGACAUGCAUCCAAAGAUCAGAGUGCACUGGAGAUGUCUGGCAAGAUAUCCACAGAAACUGUUGAGAACUUCAGAACGGUUGUUGCAUUAACCCGCGAAGACGUCUUCUUCCACAAGUUUAUUGACAGCCUGAGCAAGCCAUACCAAUCUAGUUUGUGUAAAGCACCCAUCUACGGAAUCACCUUUGCUCUUGCCCAAGCCAUUCCUUACCUGGUCAAUGCCGCAAUCUUCCGCUUCGGAGCCUGGCUUAUUGCACGCUGCUACACAGAAUAUGAAAAUGUUUUCCUGGUGUUUUCUGUGAUCGUCUUUGCUGCAAUGAACAUUGGUCAGUCCUCAUCAUUCGCCCCUGACUUUGCCAAAGCCAAAGCCGCAGCGGGGAGGAUCUUACUGCUGCUAGAAAAGAAGCCAAACAUCGAUAUCUAUGACGAGUCUGGACACCGACCAACAAACUUUUCAGGGAAUAUUGAAUUCCGAGAUGUGCAUUUCUGCUAUCCAACGCGUCAGAAUGUGAAAGUCCUGCAGGGCCUGAAUGUGUCCGUGUGUCAGGGCCAGACCCUGGCCCUGGUGGGCAGCAGUGGUUGUGGCAAGAGCACCACCAUUCAGCUUCUGGAGCGUUUCUACGACCCUGCGGCAGGCCAAGUGUUUGUAGAUGGGAACGACAGCAGAAGUAUGAACUUGGCAUGGCUGCGCACGCAGAUGGGGCUGGUGUCUCAGGAGCCCAUCCUGUUUGAUUGUACCAUUGCUGAGAACAUUCAGUAUGGAGACAACAGCCGCGACGUCAGCCAGGAGGAGAUCGAGGAAGCUGCGAAGAAGGCCAACAUUCAUCAUUUCAUCCUUGGCCUUCCAGAGAAAUACAACACUCGAGUUGGAGAUAAAGGCGCUCAGCUGUCUGGAGGACAGAAGCAAAGGAUAGCCAUCGCUCGAGCUCUGGUCCGCAAUCCCAAACUUCUGCUGCUGGACGAGGCCACGUCUGCACUCGACACAGAGAGCGAGAAGAUUGUGCAGAAGGCCCUUGAUGACGCUCGGCAUGGCCGCACAUGUAUCGUCAUUGCCCAUCGCCUGUCCACUAUUUAUAAUGCUGACAUCAUCGUGGUUGUUCAGAACGGCAAGGUGACUGAGCAGGGAACGCAUGCUCAACUCAUAGCCAAACAAGGGGCCUACUAUGCUCUAGUGAAUGCACAAGUGUCUGCACAAUAACUUAAUCUCCCUUUGAUUUAUUCUAGUGGUUGUAUAUCUCAAAUGAAGGGCAAAGUUAAAUGAUUAAAUGGUGCAGUUAAUCUUAAAUUCAAUUGGAAUCUCCUCUGUCACUAAAUAUUCAGUUUGUUUUAGGAUUAAAUGACUUUGAAUGUAAAAGCUUACAGUUGAUAAGCUAAGAAGCAUUUAAAUAUUCUGACUCUAGACACAAACAAACAAAAAAGUGGGAUAAUUGUUAUUUAGUUAUUUUGUUACAAUGAA